ACGGAGAAGCAUCCUCCUUCCUUUGGUGGUUCAAGUAACAUUAUACCGAAGAGGAACAAGUACACGGCAAGAAGAUGAUGAAGCUCUUGGUGUUGGCCCUCACGGGCUUCUGUCUGACCCAGGCAAUGGUAAUGGAAACUCAUACUGCUGACAUGGACUUCCUCCACAAGCAGAAGAAAAUCUACGACCUUUUCAUGUACAUUGACCAAAGCGAUUUUCACGGAAGCGAAUGGUACGAAACUGGACGCAACUACGACAUCGCCCAACACAUGGAAGAUUACAAUGACAAGAUGUACGUCCGGGAAUUCAUGUACAGAUUCAAGUUGGGCAUGCUCAAACGUGGAGCCCUCUUCUCAGUCUACUACAAGGAACACCGUGAAGAACUUCGCAUCCUGUUCAAACUCUUCUACACCGCCAAGGACUUUGCAACCUUCUACAAGACUGCUAGCUGGGCUCGUCACUACAUGAACGGUGGAAUGUUCGUAAUGGCACUCACCACCGCUGUCAUGUACCGUCCCGACUGCAAAUACAUCGUAUUGCCACCAAUGUACGAAGUCUACCCACACCUCUUCUUCGACAACGAAUUCAUCCAAGAGGCUCACUACUACUACAUGAGCUUUGGCGCCAAGAAACCAAUGAGUGAAGGUUACUUCAGCGACUACUUCAUGAUUGACAAAAAUACCACCAACCAAUUCAUGAAAUACUACAUGGACAAAGAAUACGAGCUGUCAUACUUCACCGAUGAUGUUGGUCUCAACAACUACUACUACUACGUCCGUAACGUCUUCCCAUUCUGGAUGAUGCUCAAUGACAUAGAAAUGCCAAAACACUUCCGCGGAGAAUUCUACUACUACGUCCACCAGCAAUUGAUGGCCCGCUACUACCUCGAACGUCUGAGCCAAGGCUUCGGUGAGAUCGAAGACUUCAGCUUCUACAAAUCAUUCGCACCUGGAUUCUACUCAAACCUCGUAUACGGAAACGGUGUUGCCUUACCAAGCCGCGACCGCUACAGCGAAGUACCAUACUACAAAUACAAAUACAUCAACGAAAUUGACAACAUGGAAUCCCGCAUUUUGGAAGCAAUUGACAGUGGAUACAUCUAUGACUACGAAGGCAAGAAAUACGAACUCUACAGCACUGAAGGUAUGAACUGGCUCGGUAACCUCAUUGAAGGCAACUACGACUCACCCAACAUCAAAUUCUACGGUGCCAUCGACGCACUCUACCGCGACAUCUUUGGAUUCAACUACGACUGCAAGCACAAGAACUGCUUCGUACCCAGCGCUCUCCAGAUCUACAGCACCAGUCUCCGUGACCCAGCUUUCUACAGACUGUACAAGAGAAUCAUGGGCUACUUCCUAAGAUACAAAACCCAAAUUCCAGCUUACACCCGCUCAGAACUCGAGUUCCCAGGCAUCAAGAUUGAAGACGUCAAGGUUGACAAACUCGUUACAUUCAUGGAGCCAUACGAAUACUUCAUCAACAACGCCGUCACUGUUGGAAGCUACAAGGAAGGCAUGAGUUUCAGCAUGAAGGCCAAGAAAUACCGUCUCAACUACAAACCAUUCACUUACCACAUCAACGUUAUGAGUGACAAGAACACCAAGGGUAUGGUACGCAUCUUCUUGGGACCAUCCAUGGAUGACUACUACUUCAAGGAACAGAACUACAUGUACUACGACUGGUACAACUUCGUUGAGCUCGACAAAUUCAUGUUUGAAUUCAAGUCUGGUAUGAACAUGAUUGAACGCCACAGCACUGACUCAAUCUACACAGCCAAGGACUUCAUGGGAACCGACAUGUUCUACAAGAAAAUGUUCAAGUCCAUGGAAGGCAGCGAACCAUUCACUUACCAAAGCAAGGUCUACGGAUUCCCCGACAACUUAUACUUGCCAAUGGGUAAAGUUGGUGGUAUGCCAUUCAAAUUGUACGUCUUCAUCUACCCAUUCGAAGAGAGCAAGGCCACCUACUUCGACUUACCAAUGUUCGGUAAAAUGUUGUACGAUGGCAAACCAUUCGGCUUCCCAUUAGACAGACCCAUGUACCCAUACUUCUUCGAUCUCAGCAACAUGUACUUCAAGGACGUGUACAUCCACUACGACAAAGAGUACAGCGACUACCACUUCAAACCUUACUUCCAUGAAGACAUGUACUCAAAGCACAUGGACUACAUGAAGUACUCUGGCAACUACAAAAGUAUGGAGAUGCCAUACUCCUUCAAAGAAUACCCAGAAGGUCACGAAUACAAAAGUUUUGAGCACAAGGGUUUCAUGCCCAAGAGCUUCGAGCACCACAAAGGUUUUGAACACUACAAAGAUUUCGAACACAUGGAAAAACCAUACUACUUCAUGGAACACGGAAAACCCAAAUACGAAUAUUCGGCAAACUGUUGCUCUGAGGUAUUCGCAAUGUUCAAAAAUUUUGUGGUUUUCGCCACAGCCUGUGUCUGCUUAGCAGCAGCACACAAGCAGGUGGAUGUCCACACUGCCGACAAGACUUUUUUGACAAAACAAAAAGAAAUUUGGAGCCUUUUUUGGCACAUUGAUCAACCAACAACUGUCAACUCAGAGCUCUAUCAAGUAGCCCGUUCAUUCAGCAUUGAAGAUCAUGUCGACGCUUACACCAACGCGAGCUACGUUCAUCACUUCAUGGAUCUCUACAAACAUGGAUUGAUUCACCGCGAUGCCGUAUUCUCAAUGUUCCACCCAGAACAUUACCACGAAGCUGUUGCUCUUUUCAAACUUUUCUUCCAUGCCAAAGACUGGGAAACUUUCUACAACACAGCAGUAUGGGCACGUUUCAACGUAAACCCCAAAUUAUUUGGUUACGUUUUAGCUGUUGCUGUAAUUCAUCGCCCAGAUACUAAAUACAUGACUCUACCACCAUUAUACGAAUUAAUGCCACACUACUUCUUCAACAACGAGGUGAUGCAAGCAGCUUACCAUGUUAAAAUGGGGGAUGCCAGCGUUAAGAAAGCUAUUGGCGUUAAAUACCACGAAGGAAGCGAUGUCGUAAUCCACUCAAACUACAGUGGAUGGUACAUGAUCCACGAUGAUGCUGAAGAGGAAUUGAAUUACUUCACUGAAGACAUUGGUCUUAAUUCUUACUACUUCUACUUCAUUCAUGAGUUCCCGCACUUCAUGAGCAGCGAGCACUCCCAUAUGCUGAAAGAAAUCCGUGGAGAAGUUUACUUCUUUGGACACAAACAAUUAUUGGCCCGUUACUACCUCGAGCGUUUGUCUCAUGAUAUGGGUGAAAUUGAAUCAAUUGACUGGCAUGAGCCGAUCGUUACUGGUUACUACCCAACAAUGAAUCAUCCAAAUGGUCUUCCAUUCCCCCAUCGUCAUUCAUGGACCCACGUUCCUCAUCACAAAUUUGAUUUAGUCCACGAUGCUGAACAAAUGGAAACUCGCAUUCUCGGAGCCAUUGACUCUGGAGUAUUCUAUGAUGCCAGUCACCCACCAAAGGGUGUCAAAGUUUACACUCCAGAAGGUUUUAACACUCUUGGAAACUUGAUUCAAGGUAACGCUGAUUCAAUCCACAGCAAAUUCUACGGCAGUAUCGACCAUAUCUACAGACAGAUUCUUGGUUUCGGAUUGAAGCCAAUUGACAAAAACCACUUGGUUCCAAGCGCCCUGGAAUACUCGAUCACCAGCAUGAGAGACCCGGCAUUCUACCGAAUGUACAAAAAAAUAGUAAACUAUUUCCUGAAAUUCAAAGAACACUUGCCCCAAUACACUCAUGAAGAAUUAGCAUUCCCCGGUGUUAAAAUUGAGUCAGUAGCUGUUGACAAGCUUCUUACAUUCUUCGAGCACUACGACUCUAUUAUCAGCAAUGGUAUGCCCGUAUCCUCACAAAAGGAUGCUGAAACAACGGUUAUCAAGGUUCGCCAGCACCGUUUGAAUCACAAACCAUUCACUUCCCACAUCACUGUCAGCAGUGACAAAAAUGUUAAGGCCGUCAUCCGCAUGUUCUACGGACCUAAGUACGACGUACAUGGUCACGAAAUUGACUUCGUUGACAACUGGGUUAACUUUAUUGAACUUGACCAAUGGGUUGUUGAUCUUAAAUCUGGUAUCAACAAAAUUGAACGCAGCAGCCACGAAUCUAUUUACGUUAUUCCUGACGAAGUAAACAGCGCAACAUACUGGAAACAUAUGAUUAAAUCUAUGGAAUCUGACGAACCAAUGACUUACAGCUCUCAACUUUACGGUUUCCCAGACCGUCUAGUUUUACCUAAAGGUAAAAAAGAUGGCUUCCCAAUUAAAAUGUUCGUUUUCGUAAGCGAAUACGACGAGAGCCACGCUUUCAAACACGAGUCUCCGAUCUGGGGCAACAUGAUGACUGAUGGAAAACCCUUGUCAUACCCUCUGGACAGACCUGUUGUGCCUUACGAAUUUGAUGUACCUAAUGCACAUUUCAAGGAUGUCGUUGUCUACCACAAACACGUCGAAGAGCUUAAUCUUACUAUUUAAUUCCAAAUAAUUAUUAUUGAUUCAUACAUAAAGAUUGUUCAUUUUUUAGUUUAUUAAGAUGAUUGGUUUGAAUUGUAUUGAUGAUUUAAUGAUAUUUUAAAACACAAAUAAAAUUAACAUUCAAUUGGAAAAAAG
Molecule: messenger RNA, 4610 nt
Organism: Microplitis demolitor
Lineage: Eukaryota; Metazoa; Arthropoda; Insecta; Hymenoptera; Braconidae
Exons: 9
Coding region: 75-4475 (1466 amino acids)
Source: RefSeq, a predicted model, not a curated record